This is a messenger RNA of Rangifer tarandus platyrhynchus (Svalbard reindeer), 6321 nucleotides long. The record is from the annotation of a GenBank genome assembly. NCBI's taxonomy places the organism in Eukaryota, Metazoa, Chordata, Mammalia, Artiodactyla, Cervidae.
AUGAGCGUGCCCGGGAAGCCGGGGGAGAUGAAGCCGGCCGGAGAAGAGGAGCGGCCACCGGCGGCGGCCGAGGAAGAGGACGACGACGAGUUGGUGGCAGCGGCUCCGGCCUCACGGCCGGCCCGAAGGAGUGCCUCCUCGAGAGAGGACGCGGACGACGACGAAGAGGAGGAGGCGAUGGUGGUCGGGGGCGGUGGCUGCAAGGAGCAGGAGCUGACCUACGAGCUGCAGCAGGGCUACCGCAUCCUGGGCGAGUUCCUGCAGGAGAAGCACCGAGGCCUCACCGCCCCAUUCCUCCAGCCCUUGGGGGGCGUUGCCACCAGGGAAGAGGAGGCGGCCGAGGGGCCGCGCGGCGGAGGCCGGGGCAGUCGCGCUCUCCCGCAGCAGCCCGGUGAGGGCAUGUGUCUGCUGAAGAUGGAGGAGAAAUUCGCCAGCGGCCAGUACGGGGGCAUCACCGAGUUCGUGGCGGACUUCAGGUUGAUGCUGGAGACGUGCUAUCGCCAGCAUGGAGUGGACCACUGGAUCUCCAAACAGGGCCAGAAGCUGGAGAUGAUGCUGGAGCAGAAGUUGGCGCUUCUUUCUCGGCACUUGAGAGAAAAGACAACGAUAGCAGUUACAUCUAGAGGCUAUUAUGGAUUGGAGGAUGAGAAGGGAACUGCAUGUACUUCAACAAGGCGUCGGUCAACACCACGAAGUUUGGCAGGCUUGACAAGUGGAGUUUUUGAAUCUGUAAUGGUUCAAGUUUUGAGACAGGAAGAACAGCUGAGAGCAAAAGAAGAAAAAAGGCUUCGGGAACAGGAAAGGAAAGAAGCAGAAGAAGCUAGUCAAAAGGAAAUAGAAGAAUGGGAAAGGAAACUUCUAGCUCAAGCAGCUCCAGCUUGCAUGGAGACCAUGUGGGAAAUUCCGGCCAUUGGGCAUUUCCUUUGUUUAGCCCAGCAAAUUUUAAAUUUGCCAGAAAUAGUCUUUUACGAAUUGGAACGUUGUCUUCUGAUGCCUCAAUGUAAUGCUUUUCUAUCUAAAAUAAUGACUUCUCUAUUAAGUCCUCCCCAUCGCAGACCUACCUUACAUCGAAGACCUACUUUGCCUUAUAAGACCUGGGAAGCAGCACUGAGGCAGAAGGUGCAGCAGUGGUACACGGCUGUAGGGCAGACAGAAAAUCCUGACAACUGUGCCGAAAAACUUGGGUUGUGUCCUCAGUUUUUUAAAGUUCUUGGAGAAGUUAAUCCAUUGGAAGAAAAACAUUUUCAUGAACUACCUUUCUACCAAAAAGUGUGGCUACUUAAGGGUCUUUGUGACUUUGUGUAUGAAACACAAAAGGAAGUUCAAGAUGCUGUACUUGGGCAGCCUAUUCAUGAAUGCAGGGAAGUUAUUCUUGGUUAUGAUUAUUUGGAGAAUGCUUAUGUACAUUUUCCACAGUUUUGUGGUGCAGAUGUACGGAUUUACAAACAAAGACCCUUUCAGGCCCCAGAAUUUCCAAUUCCACCCAUUAAAAUACAAAGAGUACCUCGAAUUAAACUGGAGAAAUUGAAGUGUGACUAUGUUAGUGCAAGCAAUGGAGAACAUAGGUGUAGUAGAGAAGGCCUGCCCUCUGCCUUCAGAAAAGAGCAGGAAAUUAAUUUUGAUCCAACCUGCUGCCCUGCUAAAAUGAACUUAGAUAAUCAUGACAUCUCUGUUGAAACGGAAGUGAAAUCUAACUGUGAAAUUAGAAUUCGCAGGUCCUGUGAAAUGAAUAUAACUGAUUGUUGUAAAGAAAAUUUAGAGAAACCAGGAAGUCCAGGGGAGGUUACUAGCUUUGGAGAGCCUCUCAGUCCAGGUGAAAUAAGGUUUAUAGAAAAUCAGGAAAAAUAUGGUGAAGCUUCCAGAGUAAAGCCUGAACCCAGUCCAUUAAAAGAAAAUGCUCUGAAAUCUUGCCAGAUACAUGUAAAUGGAAGCCACAGUGAUCAUCCAGACAUUAACUGCCACAAAGUUGUAAGGGAUAUUCUAUUAGAACAGUCACUGCAGAGCCACAAGAAACUCAAACUAACUAAAAUGAGGGCAAAAAAGAAGAAAAAGAAAAAAAAGAAAUUGAAAGAUAUUUUGAAUGAAAACUUACAGAGAAAGCGCGAAAGUCUUCAUUCCCUUGCAUUCAAGUCUUACAAACCUGAGAUCCAGAAUAAGUUACUGAUCAUCAAAAAGAAAGCAAAACACAAGAAGCACAAAUCUGGAAAAAAAUCCAUAUCUAAAAAAGCAAUCACAAAGAAGAGGAAAACUGUCACAAAGUCACCUACUGUACCAGAAUUUCAGCUUAUUUGCACUAAUCUUGAUGAACUCAGGGAAUUAAUCACAAAAAUCGAGAAUGAACUCAAAGAUCUGGAAAACAAUAGAAAAAAAUCGGGCAAAUGGUAUCAUCGGAGGCAAGCUGUAAAAGAAUUACAUAGUACAUUGAUACGUCUUUUAAACGAAUUAUUGCCAUGGGAACCAAAGUUAAUGAAAGCUUUUCAAAGAAACAGGAGUCGCCUAAAGAAAGACUAUGAUGACUUUAGAAGACAGCCUGAUCAUGAUAAAUUUGCUAGAGAACUGUGGACUAGUGAAGAAGGUGAAGGAGAUCCUGGAAGAGAAACCCCUAAAGUAGAAAUCAGUAGCAAAUCUAUAGACACCACAGAACCUCUAGAUAUCCUGGAGAAGGAUCAUUUUGAUUCAGAUGAUAUGAAAUUGUCAGAAAUAGAUUUUCCUAUGGCCAGAAGUAAGUUGUUGAAAAAGGAAUUGCCUUCUAAAGAUCUAAAGACACUGCCUAAAACACUUAAACGACAGUCCAAGCAAAUUAGUUACCUGGAUGAUAGCACAAAAGAGCUUUCCCCAAGGAAGAAAGCUAAGUUAAGCACAAAUGAGACAGUGGUUGAGAAUGUAGAAGGUGAUGUGCAGAUGGACUGUUUGAAUGAAUCAAAGCAUACAGAGCCACUGUUUCCAGAGUCGUUUGCCUCAUUGGAUUCAACACCAGUGUCUACUCUCCAGAAAGGGACCAAACCUAUUCAGGCCUUGCUUGCAAAGAAUAUUGGGAACAAAGUGACCUUAACAAAUCAACUGCCCCCUUCCACAGGUAGAAAUGCCCCUGCUGUGGAAAAACCAGUUAUAUCUCCUCCAGAAGCAAGCCCCAUAAAGCCAGCAUUGACCUGCCACACCAGUACAAAAGGUCCUUUACAGAUGGUAUACAAAAUGCCCUGUGGCCAGUGGUUGCCCAUAGAUCUUCAUAACAGCUCUGUAAAGAUUCAGAUGCAACCUAUGCUAGAUCCUAAAUCAGGAGAAAAAAUUAUGCAACAGGUUCUCAUUCUGCCUAAGAGUUUUGUGAUUCAGCACAAGGAAGGGAAAGCAGUUGCGAAAGAAAUACCACCACUUCAACAAAAAGGUACAGAACAACAUGGUUCAUCUUUCCCACAGACAGCAAAUGUAAACUCUUCUUUACCAUCAGUUCUUGUCAACCCAACAGGAACUGUUUCUACCCAACUAUCUAAUACAGCUUUCAACAAGACAGUUACCCCUUUGUCAAAUGUGAGUAGUGCUAGACCACAGUCUUUGACACCUGUAACCUCCAUAAGUAAUUUGUUAGCACCACCAGUUAAAACUAGCCAGAGUGAGGCAGGAAAAGUCAAGAACACAGUUUCAGCCGCCGCAUUCCCACAGCCCACUGCUUCACCCAGUACCUCCUCCACAGUUCAGCCUCAGUUAUCAGCAACAACACUAAAUGGAUCUACAAAUCCUCCCGCUAGUUCCCUCAGCUGUUUUGCACAACAAACUGCUGAUUCUUCUGAAGCAAAGCAAGAACUGAAAACUGUGUGUAUCAGAGAUUCACAGUCAAUUCUUGUUAGGACACGAGGUGGAAACACUGGAGUUGUAAAAGUUCAGACCAAUCCAGAUCAGAGUUCCCCCAGCAGUCUAUCUUCAGGUUCAGUUUUUACUAUUGCUCCUCAGCUUCAGGCAUUUCUGGUACCAAAGUCAUCAGCUUCCUCAUCAUCUGCUUUUUCGUCAGUAGCUGGAACAACUGCUACAUCUAAUCUCCCUUCUUUUGGCCAAGCACCUACUUCUGUUUCCAUUCCAGCUGGCUUUAAUCCAUCCACGGGGAAAAAUCUUAAAUUUACAUUAAGCCAACCUUCCUGCAGUGGUAAUUUGGGCCAUACGAUAGAUAAAACUUCACCCAUGCCUUCCUCUCCCUUAAAGUCCUCUGUUUCUUCCAACACUCUAUUAUCAUCAACAGCAAAUAGUUCGGUAAGUGUAAUUAGCAUAUCAACAGGAAAUUUUGGACAAACCAGUUCAAAUGUUAUUCGUACACCAGCGAAACAUCAACAAGUAGAUUAUGUCACAAAAAGUUACCCUGUUACAAGAUCAGACACAACAGCAGCAGCAAGUGGAGAUACUGUCAGUGGGACUCCAGUGCAGAAACUUAUGCUGGUGUCAGCUCCAUCUGUUCUUUCUUCUGGCAGUGGAACUGCGAUUAAUGUGACACCAGCACCAACAUCUCCAGGUGUUUCUGCCCAGAAAUUAGUUUUUAUAAAUGCUGCAAUUCCCAGUGGCACUUCAACCCCAACCAUUGUAGCAGAACCAUUAAAACAAGCUCUUCCUUCUCCACUGAGUAAAACAUAUGUUAAGUCUCCAGAACAGCCCCAGAUAGUACUAAUUCCAUCUACAGUGGGAACACCAAUAAAAAUAAAUUCAUCACCAACUGUGUCUCAGAUAAAAGAUGUGAAAAUUGGGCUAAACAUAGGCCAAGCAAUUGUUAAUACUUCAGGCAAUGUGCCAGCUGUGCCAUCAAUUAACAUACUGCAAAAUGUAACCUCAAAAGGCGAAGAAAAAAGUAGCAAGGGCUAUGUUUUACCAUUGUCAACAAGUGGCAGUUCAAUUCCAGUAAGCUCAAAUUUUAUGAGUCAAAAUAUUACUCCUGUUAAUGAAUCAGUGGUUUCUGCUUCAAGAACAGUAAACAUGUUUUCAGGAACAGGAGCAAAUGUAUCUUUGGGUUCUGUUUCAGUGACCUCAACCUGUGCCUCAGUUGGGACACGACCUCCUGUUUUAGUCAGUGGAAAUGAUACCUCUUCAAGAAUUAUGCCUAGUUUGUCAAACAGACUUUGCACGUCAAAUCUCGGAAACACUGUGGCUAUAUCAACUGUGAAAACAGGACAUCUUGCAUCAUCUGUUCUGAUUUCAACUACACAACCAACAGUGUCUCCGAAAUGUUUAACAUCAGCUUUGCAAAUCCCUGUUACGGUUGCCUUGCCUACACCUGUGACUGUGUCCCCUAAAACAAUCAACACUGUUCCACAAGCAGCAACAGCACCAGGAGCCACACGUUCUGUAUCUCUUUCUAAAAGACAAUCUCGGACUUCAGUCCAGUUUCAGUCACCGGGGGUUUCAACUACAGUGCCAACAAAUAUAAAUACAAAUAAACCUCAAACUGAAUUGCCAUCCCUUUCACCAAAUCCAGGUAAAAUAAUUAACAUUUCCAAUUUUGCUUCUCUGCCAAACCAGCAAAUGUCCCCUGCUUUCUUAAAAUCAACCCCUAGUUACAGUUCUACUCCAGGUGUCACUGCCAUUCACACUGCUACAGCACCAUCAAAUAUAACUAGUGUAAUAGGGAGUCAGUUCAGUGAACCUUGUAUUCAGCAAAAAAUAGUCAUCAAUACCAGUACACCUUUGGCACCUGGUACUCAGAUCAUGAUUAAUGGAGCCCGGUUUAUUGUUCCACCACAAGGUCUUGGAGCUGGCAGCCAUGUUCUCCUUAUAUCUACUAAUCCAAAAUAUGGACCUCCCUUAGUUCUUAAUAAUGGCCAAGGCACUCAGCCUACACCAGUAGAUAACCUGGCCCAGAAGAUCACACUAGCAUCAAAUAAUUCCUUAAGUGGGCAACCUGUAAAACAUUGUCCAAAAAGCUCUACAAAAAUUGUAAACUCUCUUGGGAAUGCAAGUUCUCUAUCCACAGUACCUGCAGCACCACAAAUUAUAAACCCAACUGCUAAAGUUUCUGUUCCACCUCCUGUACCAACAGUGUCACUGACUUCAGUAAUUCAGUCUCCUCCAGCAACUCUUUUGGCUAAGACAUCUUUAGUUUCUGCCAUUUGUUCUAGUAAUCCUCCACUGCCAAGUAACACUUCAGUAUUUCAUUUGGACACAUCAGUCAAAAAAUUAUUGGUCAGUCCAGAAGGAGCCAUUUUGAAUACCAUAAAUACUCCAUCAUCUAAGGUUUCUUCAGCCUCUCCAUCACUCUCUCAAAUUGUAUCUGCCAGUCGAAAUCCUGCCUCUGUCUUCCCUGCUUUUCAGUCAUCUGGCUUAGAGAAGCCUGACACAGCUGCAUCUUGA